AUGAAGCGGAAGUCCGAGAGCGGCCCGGACAGCAGAGCCCAGUCGCCCGGGAAGAAGUUGUGCAAAGGUUCGGAGCGUGGCAGGGUGCUGGGCCCCUGCGUUGCAAGUCCCACGGCAACCUUUGGGGACCUGCGGAAUGCCAAGGCAGGCCAGGCCCGCUGCCGACACGUCCCCCCCAUCACCCCACCCCCUGAGCUCCAGGACUGGCUGCGCACUUUCCAGCUGGCGCUCUACGUGCUCUCCUUCCUGGAGCCCCGCGACCUGCUGCGUGCCGCCCAGACGUGCCGCUACUGGCGCAUUUUGGCCGAGGACAACCUGCUCUGGCGGGAGAAGUGCCGGGACGCAGGCAUCGAAGAGCCGUUGAGCCUGCGCAAGCGGCGGCUGCUCAGCCCGGGCUUCAUGUACAGCCCCUGGAAACUGGCCUUCCUGCGGCAGCACCGAAUCGACAUGAACUGGCGGGGUGGGGAUGCGCGGCACCCCAAGGUCCUGAAAGGGCACGACGACCAUGUCAUCACCUGCCUCCAGUUCUGCGGCAACCGCAUUGUCAGUGGCUCGGAUGACAACACACUCAAGGUCUGGUCGGCUCUCACGGGGGAGUGUGUGCAGACUCUCGUGGGACACACCGGCGGCGUCUGGUCCUCCCAGAUGAGGGACAACAUCGUCAUCAGUGGCUCCACCGACCGGACCCUGAAGGUGUGGAAUGCAGACACAGGGGAGUGCGUGCACACCCUCUACGGGCACACGUCCACCGUGCGCUGCAUGCACCUCCAUGACACCCGGGUGGUGAGUGGGUCUCGGGAUGCUACUCUCCGCUUGUGGGACAUCGAGACGGGGCAGUGCCUGCACGUGUUGAUGGGCCACGUGGCGGCCGUGCGCUGUGUCCAGUACGAUGGUCAGAAGGUGGUGAGUGGCGCCUACGACUACACGGUGAAGGUCUGGGACCCAGAGACAGAGAGCUGCAUCCACACCCUGCAAGGCCACACGAACCGCGUCUACUCCCUGCAGUUUGACGGGAGCCACAUUGUCAGUGGUUCUCUGGACACGUCGAUUCGGGUGUGGGAUGCAGAGAGUGGCAACUGCCUCCACACGCUGAUGGGGCAUCAGUCCCUGACGAGCGGCAUGGAGCUGCGGGACAACAUCCUGGUCUCUGGCAACGCCGACUCCACCGUCAAGAUCUGGGACAUCAAGACGGGCCAGUGCCUGCAGACCCUGCAAGGUCCCAGCAAGCACCAGAGUGCCGUGACGUGCCUGCAGUUCAGCUCCAAGUUCGUGGUGACCAGCUCCGAUGACGGCACGGUCAAGCUGUGGGACCUGAAGACGGGCGAAUUUGUGCGCAACUUGGUGGCCCUGGGGAGCGGGGGCAGCGGGGGGGUGGUCUGGCGCAUUCGGGCCUCGAACACCAAGCUGGUUUGUGCCGUCGGAAGCCGCAACGGGACUGAGGAGACGAAGCUGCUGGUGCUGGACUUUGACGUGGCCCUGAAAUGAGGCCGUGGA
Messenger RNA from Gekko japonicus, 1494 nucleotides. Its product is annotated as F-box/WD repeat-containing protein 7-like. The record is from RefSeq and is a predicted model, not a curated record. The coding region runs from base 1 to 1485 and encodes 494 amino acids. Gene Ontology annotation, cellular component: nucleus; cytoplasm. NCBI's taxonomy places the organism in Eukaryota, Metazoa, Chordata, Lepidosauria, Squamata, Gekkonidae. Gene Ontology annotation, biological process: ubiquitin recycling; proteasome-mediated ubiquitin-dependent protein catabolic process. The transcript is spliced from 9 exons. Gene Ontology annotation, molecular function: ubiquitin binding.